UCACACUAUCAUGUGAUAGUGAUGCAUCUCACAAUGAAUUGACCAUAACAACAUUGCUGAUAUUUUUCAGAUCUCAUUUCGCCCAAAAAAACUCAACUACUAUGGCGACGAAACCUUCCUCCUCCACCACCACCACCACCGCCUCCGCUUCCGCCGUGGCUGAAACUUCUUCGGUGAAAAUAUCGCCGGAAGUUGACCCAAAGCAUGUUUCGGAAACCCAAUUGUUUGUUAAGCUAAUGGGUAUUGGUGCUCCGGUUCCUGAAAACUGUAACACAGAUGGUUUCUUUGAUUCUUUUCUUCGGAAUUUCAUCAAAGUUGAUCAAAUUCAACGUGGUCGGAUCACUUGUACUGUUGUCGCCAAACCACCUAUCUGUAAUGCCUAUGGAACACUGCAUGGAGGCGCUGUUGGGUCCUUAGUUGAAGUUCUGUCAACUGCUUGUGCUAGAACUGUAGUUGCUGAGGACAAGGAACUUUUUCUUGGGGAAAUUAGCAUUUCUUACCUCUCUGGCACUCCAAUAAAUGAAGAAGUUGAAGCUAAUGCCUCUGUGGUGAAGAGUGGAAGAAAUUUGACUGUAGUUGCUCUUGAAUUUAAACUGAAGAAAACUGGAAAUUUGGUUUAUCUUACUCAUGCUACCUUCUAUAACAUGCCAGUUUCCAGAUUAUGAUGACUUAGCUUUCUGGUGAUUCUGCAAUUCCAUUUAAUGUAUGUAAUGUAGCAAAAUGCAUUUGAAAUUAAUUUGGCUGAUUCUUAUCAUAUAAAUACAUGUAUAGUAUUAUUCUCCUCUAUAUUGCUCAUUACCAUGGCCAUUAUGAUUUGUGAUGAUAAAUUUUCAUGUAACGAUGCUGAUGUUGUUAAAAAUAGAAUAUCAUUUUUAAUUUAUCCAAA
This is a messenger RNA of Medicago truncatula (barrel medic), 886 nucleotides long. Its product is annotated as acyl-coenzyme A thioesterase 13. NCBI's taxonomy places the organism in Eukaryota, Viridiplantae, Streptophyta, Magnoliopsida, Fabales, Fabaceae. The transcript is spliced from 3 exons. Bases 102 to 665 code for a protein of 187 amino acids. Gene Ontology annotation, molecular function: fatty acyl-CoA hydrolase activity. The record is from RefSeq and is a predicted model, not a curated record.